UGCGUGGUGCGUCAGGACGCAAGGCGCGCCUCCGUUGCUGCCGGCCGGACCGGAAGUGCAGCGGCGGUUGCGCUGAGGGGCUAUUCUGUUGUUGUAGGCACCUCCUUUCAUAUUUGCAAUAAAAAUGGCAGAAACGACUCCUGAUUCUUCUGAGAAACUGGUCAUCAUCCACUCCAAAGCUCACAAAGAUACCAUUCUAGCUAAUUUUGAAGAACAAAGGAAAAAGGAUUUUCUUUGUGACAUUACUCUGAUAGUGGAGAAUGUGCAGUUCAGAGCCCAUAAAGCUUUGCUUGCUGCCAGCAGUGAAUACUUCUCAAUGAUGUUUGUUGAUGAGGGUGAAAUAGGACAGUCAGUUUACAUGUUGGAGGGAAUGGUUGCAGACACCUUUGGAGCACUGCUAGAAUUUAUCUACACUGGUUGUCUCCGUGCCAGUGAGAAAAACACAGAACAAAUUCUGGCUACUGCACAGCUGCUGAAGGUGACUGACCUGGUGUGGGCCUGCACAGACUAUCAGGCCAGCCGUAGCCCAGGUAGUGUGUUACCAGCUCCAGCUAAUAGUGAGGCCACUGUAGCUGUUACUGCAAGUGACAAGAAAAAUGAAGAUCCACCAAAGCGAAAACGAGGGCGACCGAGAAAAGUCAGUAAUGUCCAAGAAGGAGAAUCAGGAGGAAAUUCUGCUGAAGAUGUGCAGCUGAGAGAGAACAACUCCAUGCAAAAUAAGAAGAACUUUACGACAAAAGACACUGCAGCAGAAGAAACAGUUGCCAGCGAACAGUCUCCAGCGAGGAAGGAUGCAAAAGAAAAUGAACAUGCUUGUGGCUCAGAAGCUGCUGUCGAUCUGUCAGCUGAGAAAGAUGAGAAUUAUGAUCCCAAAUCAGAAGGAAUACAGAGCACUCGGAGCCGUUACAGCAAACGCAGAAUAAGGAGGUCAGUCAAACUAAAAGAUUAUAAGCUUCUCAGUGAUGAGGAUGAAAAAGGACUGGUAAAGAGAACUGAUGGAAAAAGAAAACGUGCGGGUUCUGAAGCUCGCUGUAAAGACUGUGGCAAAGUAUUUAAAUACAAUCACUUCUUAGCUAUUCAUCAACGAAGUCAUACAGGGGAGCGCCCUUUUAAGUGCAGCGAGUGUGGAAAAGGCUUUUCCCAGAAGCAUUCUCUUCAAGUCCAUGAGCGGAUGCACACUGGAGAGCGGCCAUACACGUGCACUGUCUGCAGUAAGGCUCUGACAACAAAGCAUUCUCUUCUGGAGCAUAUGAGCCUGCAUACAGGGCAGAAGGCGUUUACGUGCGAUCAGUGUGGGAAAUACUUCAGCCAAAAGAGACAGCUCAAGAGCCACUAUCGAGUACACACAGGCCAUUCGCUGCCGGAAUGUAACCAGUGUCGUCGUAAAUUCAUGGAUGCAGCUCAGUUAAAGAAACACUUAAGAACACAUACAGGUGAGAAGCCCUUCACUUGUGAAAUUUGUGGCAAAUCAUUUACAGCUAAAAGUUCUCUUCAGACUCACAUUCGAAUUCACAGAGGAGAAAAGCCAUAUUCUUGUGGUAUAUGUGGAAAGUCCUUCUCCGAUUCCAGUGCCAAGAGAAGACACUGUAUCUUACACACAGGCAAAAAGCCUUUCUCCUGCCCAGAAUGUAGUUUACAGUUUGCUCGUCUGGACAACCUGAAGGCUCAUUUGAAAAUUCAUAGCAAGGAAAAGCAGUUUCAGGAAGCCAGUGCUGCCUCAACCACCAACACUAGUUCAGAAGAAGUGAGAAACAUUCUUCAGCUGCAGCAGUAUCAACUUGCCACCUCUGCAGGGCAGGAAAUUCAGCUAUUGGUUACAGAUGCAGUACAUAAUAUAAACUUCUUGCCUAGUCAUAAUCAAGGCAUUAGUAUUGUCACUGCAGAAAAUGCCUCAAAUAUGACAACAGAGCAGGCUGCUAACCUCACGCUGCUUGCUCAGCCACCACAGCAGCUGCAAAACUUGUUGCUGUCAGCGCAGCAGGAGCAAGUGGAACAAAUCCAAAGUAUCAAUAUGAUUGCAAACCAAAUAGAGGCUGCCCCGCCUGAACAAAUGCAUGUCUUCACUCUUUCAAAGGAAGCACUAGAACAAUUCCAUGCUCAUCAAGGACAAAAUGAAGGAAUCCACUUAGCAGAAUCUUCACAUCCAGCUCCGCAUGUGCAGCUGACUAAGGAGUCAAGUCAACAUUCUCACUCUAGCCAAGAUACGGUUCCUUCCCAUCAAAACAGUGAAGAACAGAAUCAACGUGUACAUAUUUCUGAAUCACAUCAGCAGUCUCUGUCAGUAAAUGAGUCAUCUCAUGAGCAUCCUGUUCAAGGAGAGGCUUUCUGAAACGGUUGUCAUCAGAGGGCUGGGCUGUAGCAUUGCUUCUCAUCCAAGCAGUGAUAACACAUAUUGCACUGUCGUUUCUACAGCAUAAUCUAUCUGAAGAUGCAUUUCUUGGUGAUUUUGAUGGGUGACUUUCAGGCUUUUUUAACCUUAUUUAUUUGGGACUUCUUUUAUUUUUCCAGAUUGGUGUUUCUAUACCACUUAGUCCACACCUCACACGUGAUCGGUGUGGGGUUUUGUGCCUCAUCCAUGCCUGCUGAGGAGCUAUUUGGCCCCUUAGUCACAUUCCUGUGUGACUCUUAAGAGAAGCAUACCUAGCUGGUAGAAGAACAGUGUGCAAGAUGUCUGCUGAUCAGAAAGUAAGACUUCUCUGAUGAAGUCAGAAUUACCUAAACUACUGUCAAGCUUAAGAUAAUCAGUACUUUCUGCAAAGCUAACAUCAUAUAUCUUAUGUUUAAUGAGCUUUUUCUCUGCAGGCUAAUGUAUAAUUUUCUAUGUUAUCAUUCCCUGAAGUGCAUUUUGAUUUACUGACUACCAAAUUUGUUUGGUUUGGGUUGAAAUUUUUGCAGCCUUUGACUGGCCCAGGAUGACCCCUCCUGUUUACUGUGUGCUAUACAAGUUUUGCUCCUCAGAAAUGCUUAAGUCAUUAGACUUUAAUAGUGGCAAUGAGAUGUGGUGGUUACACUGGACAACUGAAUAGCCCAAAUUCUGCUCUGUUAGCUUUACCACUCACUCCCUGUGUGACUGUGGGCAAGGUAGUUAACCUCUGUGCCUUAUUUCAUCAUCUAGUAAGUGGGGAUAGUGCUUUCAAACUCUGUCAAGCACUUUGAAGAGCUCUUGAUGUUGAAGACAUUGUUGGACAACAAAUUUCUCUUCCUGACAGGAUUCCAUAAGCUUAGGAGCCAGUGUAUAUUUAAAGUGUUAUUUUUUUGUAUUUCAGAAAGCGGAAUGUGAUGUUACUUUUUAUAUAUGUUAAAGCUGGUAACUGUUUUUUGUGGGGACUUGAAUCACUUCAGAGCAUAAUGAGCUACAUAAAUGGAGCAUAUUGAGUUAAAGUUGUAUGGCUAUUUUCGCUGACUAAAUUAGAUGUGUACAAAUUAUUUUCAUUGACUGACUGGCUGCUAAUAAAAAAGAUUUGGCAUCUUUAUAAAAUACCAUGCCAGAGUAUAUGCUUUGCAUUUUCAAGUUUGGCUACUGGUCAUGUCUCACAUAGUGUACUAGUGCGUUAAAAACCAGAUAAAAUACAACUGGUACUUAAAGGAAUGUGCUCAGUUGUCACUGUGGUUUUAAAGUGUCCUUUUUUAAAAAUAAAUGUGAUUUACAUUGAUAUUUUGUGUUUUAACAAAUGAAAAAUUCAAAAAUUAAUUUGAAUUUAAAAGCAGAACGAAAGGUCUUUGUACAUGCUUGGCUUAUAUGACUGCCCAGAGAGUCACUGGCAUAAAAGCUCAGUGCAUAGAACGAUAGAAUAAAUCAAACUGGAAGGGGCUGCCAGAGGCCACCUGGUCCACCAUUUUCCUCAAAGCAGGUGUGCCUAGAUCAUGUUGUUGUGGUCUGACUGAGUUUUGAAUGCAUUGAGGGAUGAAGAUACACAACCCCUCUAGGCCAUCAGUUCCAUUGUUUGACCAUAUUUGCAGUGAUAAAAGUGUUUCCUGUAUUUAAUUGGAAUUUCCCAUGUUCCAGUUUAUGUCCAUUGCCUCUCAUCCCACUGUUGUGUCUCCAAGAAGUGUCUUCUCCACAACCUCCUGUUAGGUAGUUGAAGACAGCAGGAAGCUCUUUCCAACAUUUCAUGCACCUAGGGCCUAAGCAGCACAGUUCUUGUCCUUUCCAUCAUGUGCUCCAGCUCUUUAUUCACCUUGGUGGACUUCUGCUGCCCUCAGUCCAGUAUGUCUAUGUCUGUCGUAUUCUGGAGAGAUCGUAUUCUGGAUGACAUUCCCCACUCCAGUCCAGACUACUCAGCUGGCUUCUGACUGCAUGCUGCGGGAGUUUGAGUAAGUACCUCCAGUUUUUCAACGUACUAGAUCAGUUUUUAUGUAAAUGGAUCAUGAGAAGGGUAGACAGUGAGAACAAACCAGUGAAGGGGGGGG
This is a messenger RNA of Neopsephotus bourkii (Bourke's parrot), 4410 nucleotides long. It is a transcript of the gene ZBTB24, whose product is annotated as zinc finger and BTB domain containing 24. Bases 125 to 2329 code for a protein of 734 amino acids. Gene Ontology annotation, molecular function: DNA-binding transcription factor activity, RNA polymerase II-specific; RNA polymerase II cis-regulatory region sequence-specific DNA binding; protein binding. Gene Ontology annotation, cellular component: nucleus. Lineage: Eukaryota; Metazoa; Chordata; Aves; Psittaciformes; Psittacidae. Gene Ontology annotation, biological process: regulation of transcription by RNA polymerase II. The transcript has 7 exons. The record is from RefSeq and is a predicted model, not a curated record.